CACUAAUCGCCAGUCUUUCUAGAGUUUUCAGCUGACAAGUACGUACGUCUCGAACAAAGAAUAAGCAGUCAAACGAUUUUUAUUAAUUUGAAAAACAAGUCAACAAAAUAUAGUCGCAGUUUUAAUCAAAUUUAAGACCCCGACAAUGGAUUUCGGUGCACUGCUGCACUAUGCCAAAAAGAAUAGCGAUGCAGCCACUAAAGAAGAGCAGGGAAAAUACUAUAGCACCAAAUAUGCGCCGCCGAAAAAGGAGAGCAAGGAGAGCAAACAGCUGUCCAGCAAUAUACAGAAAUUCCUGAAGAAGCGCGAGGCGGAGGAGGCGGAUCGCAAGCGACAGGAGCGCGAGAAGCUAAACAGCCUGCUGGCCAUGCGUGACGAGAAGUCCAAGAAUAAGAUACGCAAAAUGUUGAAGGUCACAAAAUCGGCGAACAAAUCGGUGCUGGAGGAUGCCAAGGACUGUGAUAAUAUGGCGCUGGGCGCCGGCGAUCAGCCGGAGGGCGAUGACUAUGGCUAUGUGUCGACCGAGGCGAACGCCUUCUAUCAGAAAUACAUUGAGAAGGUCAAGGAUGUGCAGGAGGAUAAGGGCUUUGCGCCCAGUCGUCCGCAAUCUGUACGCGAUCUAUCCGGCACCAAGGAGCGCGUCAAGGCGGCCAUAACACGUGAACGGGAGGAGGCCAAAUCGCAUACACGCCAGCGCAUCAGCCACGGCUCAACGCCGCGCUCCACAGACAAAGAGCCGCAGGUGGCGCGCGCAUAUGGCAGCGCGGACAAGAAGCUCUACGAUCCGGAUGCCGAGCGGCGGGACGAGGAGCGCAAGAAGCGCGAGGAGGAACAGAAGAAGGCGAAAGUUAAGCGACCAGCGCAGCCGCCGCCCAUGGACUUUCAGGCGCUGCUGCGCCUGGCCGAAAAGAAACAGCACGAGCCCGUCAACAUUGCCAUGCCCGAGAAGAAAAAGGAGCCGGAGCGUCUGCUGUCGGCGCGAGAGAAGCGCGAACAGGAGGAGCGCCAGCGAUGGAAGGAGCAGCGUGCCGAGCGCGAUCGCCUGCGCGAAUCGGAGGCGAAGGCCAAGGAGCAGCGCAAAGAGAACGGCAACAGCCAGCAGCGCGUCAUGCCGCCAAACGGACGCAUACCCAAGCUGAAUAAGGCGCCACCCGCCAAAGCUCCAGCAGCAACAGCAGCAGCAGGAGCAGCAGCAACUCCGUCCAGUGCCAGCGAAUCCAAAGCAAAGCCCACAAGUGAUAGCCUUAAACGGCCGGCGCCCACAGCGCCCAGCAGCUCCAGCGCCAAACUCAGUGCAAGUACAAAGCCAGCCAGCGGGAGCGGCAGUGGGAGUGGGAGUGGCAGCGGCAGCAACGCCGCAAAACGUCCGCCCGCGGCCAGCAGCGGGACAAGGCCAGCGUCAGCUGGAUCUGGAGCUGGAGCUGGAGGUGGAGGUGGUGCGGUUGCUUCUGCUUCUGCUUCUGGCGCGGCCGCCAGCUCGAAGCCCAGUGGAAGUGUGCAAUCUCGUAAUCCCUAUGCGUCUGUCAAUAAGAAUGGCGGCACGCGUGAAUUUCCGCCGCGAGACGCCUCCAAGACGCGAGCAUUUCCGCCCGCCGAUGCCCAGCGCCAGCCCAACCGCAAGCCGUUGCCAGCCGAUGCCCGUGGACGUGGUGGACCAGCCGCCGGACGCAGGCCAGCCGAGCCGGGCAACAAAAGACGCAUUUAUGAUGAAGAUUCCGAAUAUGACUCCGAGCUGGACGACUUUAUUGACGAUGGCGACUGCGAGGAGGAUAUAUCAUCGCAUAUACGCGACAUCUUUGGCUAUGAUAAGCGCCGAUAUCGCGAUCUUGACGAGGAUGAUGCCCAAAUGGAAUCCAGCUUUGCUCAAGUGCAGCGCGAAGAGUUUAUCAGUAAGAAAUUAGGUUUACAAGAGGAUUUGGAGGAUAUGCGCAUGGAGGCGAUGCAUAAAAAGCGCAAAAUGGCCAAAAAGCGACCAACGCGCAUCGACGACUAAUUCGAACCCCCCGGCCCCGCCCCGCCCUCCUCCGCUACAACUUUCCACACACACACACACAUCUCAAUACUGAGCAGCGCCCCCUUGAAAGUCUUCCCUCUCUCGAGGCACACACACACGCACAUAUGCCCCCCCCCCCCCCCCCCCCCCACAGAACCAAAUUGAAGUUCAGUCCGAAUGCCUUCGUUUUAUCGGGCGCUGAACUUUUCCAUUGGGAUCAAAUUAUGUGGCGCUGCUUUUAGUUAAUUUGUUAAAUUAAAUGCAAUAAUUUUGUCCUCUUCGUUUAGAUACCUUAAUUUGGUGCCGUAGUUUAGUGCAAGACCAAAAACCUUUAUGCAAUAUAUAAACACACCAAAAACAAAAACGAAAUUUCAUAUUUUUGCUAA
Drosophila montana is the source of this 2379-nucleotide messenger RNA. Its product is annotated as protein SPT2 homolog. The record is from RefSeq and is a predicted model, not a curated record. Gene Ontology annotation, molecular function: histone binding; DNA binding. Gene Ontology annotation, cellular component: nucleolus. Bases 146 to 1993 code for a protein of 615 amino acids. The transcript is spliced from 4 exons. Gene Ontology annotation, biological process: nucleosome assembly; transcription by RNA polymerase I. Lineage: Eukaryota; Metazoa; Arthropoda; Insecta; Diptera; Drosophilidae.